AUGCGAACGGUGCUACGAAGCGCCCUCCAAGGCAAGAUGCAGUCUGAAGAUCUUCCAACCCAAACGCUUCCCGAAGCUCAAAGCGGUUGUGGAAGAUUAGAUGAUGUUGAAAAAUGUGCCUGCGAUGGAGAUGAGCCACAGGAAUACUUGAUUUCAGAAUCACUCCAACAAGACGGUUCCCCUCCCAUUUUCUGUGACCCUGUUCGUCGGGUGAAACGUAGCGCUUACCGUCGGACACGACCGGUGGGUAAGCUAUAUCCGAAUUGGCAGUUGCAUGUUGAACGAAUAAAGCAAGAUAAGUCCGAUUGGCAUAUUCGCUGCACAUUCAGUCAUAGCAGAUUGCAAAGUUGUCAGGCUAAUCAGUUGCAUACGGCAGAGCAAAAAAAUCCGUGCACUUCCCAUGAACAAUUAGGAUUACUGGAAGCAUUGAAUGCUCGUCGUCAGGCUUAUCUGGAUUUACCUGUAGAAAUACGGUAUCCAUUCAACUAUGUGGCCAAUCUGUUUGAAGAUGCAUCUCCACAGUCCUCUCCAUUUCACGAGAUGUAA
This is a messenger RNA of Echinostoma caproni, 546 nucleotides long. NCBI's taxonomy places the organism in Eukaryota, Metazoa, Platyhelminthes, Trematoda, Plagiorchiida, Echinostomatidae. The record is from the annotation of a GenBank genome assembly.